Messenger RNA from Pelobates cultripes (western spadefoot toad), 813 nucleotides. The record is from the annotation of a GenBank genome assembly. Lineage: Eukaryota; Metazoa; Chordata; Amphibia; Anura; Pelobatidae.
AUGAAGCGAAAUCGACCAAGCGGGUCUCAGCAACAAAAAAUUAAGAAGGCAAAAGAAAAGUCAGCUGAGGCGAUGUCUGGAUCAAUUUUAAAAUAUGUUGCACCUUCAACAUCUACCGCAGUAGGAGAAAGCGCUGAAGACAUUCAGUCUGUUGAAUCCAGAGGUGAAAUGCCUGAAGUAUCUUCUCAAGACGCUUCAUAUGGGAAAGCGCAAGAAUUGGAGAAGAUCAUUUUAUCUUCAAGCGGUGAAAGUGAUGUAGAUGAAGGCGAUGCCAGCAGAAGCCUGCAUCAGCAAGACUCUGAUGAUGAUGAUGAUGAUGAAGAAGAAGAAGAGGAGACUGUUCGACUGUCAGUUUAUUCUGAUGUUGCUGCUUGGCCAGUUCCAGUUCCAGAUGUUUUAAGAGUGGACCUUAUUAAGAGGGGAAGUGAACCUUUCCAAAAUAGAGAUGGGCCAUUCAGUCCUGUUGAAAGGCAAGGAGAGAAAUCAAAAGGGAAGAGUCGACAGUUGACCACUGCAUGGUUCUAUAAGGCUCUGCCUAAUGGCGAAAAAAUUCUAAGAACGUGGAUGGUGUACUCUCCAUCAAAACAAAGUUUGUUUUGUUUUUGCUGCAGACUUUUUGCUGUUGAUGACAAAGUAACAGGGGCAUCCAGUUUUGUUACUGGGUUUCAAUUGUGGUGGAAGCUGAACCCAAAGGUGUCUGAUCAUGAGGCUUCUGAGCAGCAUCUUACAUACUUGGAGAAAUGGAAGACCUUGAGAGCAGGAUUGAAGCUACAAAAAUGCAUUGAUCAUGUCCAUCAAACAACAGUGGAAUGA